Messenger RNA from Erinaceus europaeus (western European hedgehog), 1962 nucleotides. RefSeq names its product DMRT like family B with proline rich C-terminal 1 (gene DMRTB1). Bases 23 to 1318 code for a protein of 431 amino acids. Gene Ontology annotation, molecular function: DNA-binding transcription factor activity, RNA polymerase II-specific; RNA polymerase II cis-regulatory region sequence-specific DNA binding. Lineage: Eukaryota; Metazoa; Chordata; Mammalia; Eulipotyphla; Erinaceidae. Gene Ontology annotation, cellular component: nucleus. The record is from RefSeq and is a predicted model, not a curated record. The transcript is spliced from 4 exons. Gene Ontology annotation, biological process: sex differentiation; regulation of transcription by RNA polymerase II; germ cell development.
CUUACUUUUAAAAGGAGGGAAAAUGCAAAGAACUUGCAACAUGGGGUUCUUGGCACGCACGCCCGCCCGCCUGCUUUGUUACAAGUGUAUCCAAUGUCCCCAGCCACAGGGGCUUGUGGGUCUUUGCUCGUCUCGGCUCACUCGCUCUGCAGUGCUCAGAGGAGGUGGUUGUCCUGCCGAAGCAGACGCUGGCAAGCUGGCCGACAAGAUGCUGCGCACCCCCAAAUGCUCUCGCUGCCGCAACCAUGGCUUCCUGGUGCCCGUCAAGGGCCACUCGGGCAAAUGCCGCUGGAAGCAGUGCACCUGCGAGAAAUGCUACCUAAUCACCGAACGCCAGAAGAUCAUGGCCGCGCAGAAGGUGCUCAAGAAGCAGGGCUCCGACGAGGAGCAGGACCGGGCCCUGCGCGCCCCGGUGCCCGAGCUGGUCUCCGAGGCCAUGGCGGCUGCCCCGGGCUCAAGCCUCUGCCCACCGCCUCCGGUGGCCGCUUCGGGAAGCCUGGUCCUGGGCUCUGAGGGCAGCGGCCUCGGCCCCGAGCGGCCUCCGCGUGGCCCGAGCCCGGGUCCGAGCGCCUUCCAGCCGGUGGCGAUGGGCCAGGGGCCUAGCCACGUGGGGCCCACCGAACAAGCCGCGGCGGCUGUGCCUGCUCCUGUGGGAGCAGGACCCCACCUCGGGGCUGAGGCCGCAGGCAGAUCGUUCUCCGGCCGCCAGGAGCUGCGCAGGCCUCUGCGUCCUGUGCCCACCUUGCCCUUCGCCGACUUCGGGCUUCCAAUGAGCAUCAACUCGGAUUGCAUGAUGGCAUCUGAAUACCUGGAGAGAGAUCCUUCCAAACUGUACACCAGCAUGCGCUCAUAUCGCCCUUUCCCAAUGGGCUACCAGGAUGCUUCCCCAGGCUCAGGGAUCCCCCUGCAACGGGGCUUCCGGCAUGUGUCCUAUAGCCACUACCAUGGAAGUAGCUUGGUGUCAGAGCCAGUUGGAGACUUCCAGCCAAGCUACUACCCACCACCGCCGCCUCCACCAGCACCGGUGCAGCCCCAGUUCCUCCCUCCGGGAUUUCUUUCAGCACUCCACUUCCUGCCGCCGCCCCCUCCUCCACCCCCACCGUCAUCUUUCUCACUGACCAUCGUGUCUGAUACUGACAAGGAGAACACUGAUGACCCAGAUGCGGAGGUGCCUGGUGAGCCCAACCAGCCGGAGGCCAGUCAGCUGGAGCCUGGUGAGCUGGAGCCCAGCAAGGUGGAGCCCGAAGAGCCAGAGCCCAGCAAGGUGGAGCCUGAAGAGCCGGAGCCCAGCCAGCCAUCAUCUCAGGAGUCCGAUUAGGCCCAGGCCCUUGGGCCAGCAGAGUGGGGCCUCAGGGGAUGUCAGUCAUGAUUUUCUUGUGUGUAUUUGGUGAGGAAGGGAGGAUAGUGGUAGACUUGAGAUAGCAGCUAAUUUCCAUUUUGAAAACAAAAGAAAGGGUGAUAUCUGAGGUUCUCUCAAUCCUGAGCUGUGUGAUUGGAGAGGAACCUGGAAGAUGAAGUUCCAAAGGGAGGGUUGGGGCUUUGAGCAGCCGGGGCCUCGUAGAAGCUCCCAUUUAGGAAUGAAUUGAACCAUCUUUGGGCUGUGCUGCUUUUUUUCCAUUCCCCAAAGAGAGGCGGUCUUUAAUUUCUUCAGAACAGGAGGGACCAUCUAUUUCAGCCUUCUGUUUCAGCCCAUCUCCGCUAGGUCCCCAGCUGGGGGCAGCACAGACAUGAAGCUUCCAGCACAUCCAGGAGGCUGAUGGGAGUAGCCAGGCCCAAGGCGUUGACAGCAGGUCUGCAGCGUCCUUUCUGCUGCUCUGUUUCCCUCACCACCCUGUCCCUGGGGGAUUUUCCAGUUCAUAUCCUGACCCCUCAGGGACUACUUCUUCCCCUUAUAAAGUUUAAGACAUUUUAGGCAUUAUUUCUGGUUUAAGAGCAAUCUAUUAAAGUUUGACUGUUUGAUGA